UUUAUGGCAAUAUAAUGAAAUAAAACCAAACGCAUUAUGUUAAAGCAGUGUCUUAUCAAUGUGGACUUUUCGCGGCUGCAUGCCAAGCAGCAAUCACGCCCCAAAUGUGGUGAGAUAUUCUACGAAAGCGAUAAUGAAUACUGCAGCUUCCAAUUGGUUUGUUGUCUGUGCGAAAUGAAACAUUUUGCAUUUGACGAUUUUUCAAUGCACAUACGAAAUGUGCACUUUGACAAAAAUGGCAAACCACGCACAACAACCCAACAGACAGUCAACACACAUCCUGAACAACAGCUGCAGUUCAUUAACUCAACUUCGCAGUCCGUGCUCGAAGGGAUUACCAAUAAUGACAAUGAAUUUCUGUCGGAUGAGGCUGAGUCUGAUGAGGACGCUGACAUUGCAGAUGCAUUGGACAAGACGGCAUUACGGAUCUGCGCAUUUAAUGAAGUCAAACCUGAGCCGGCACCGGCGAAAAUUGAGAGUGCGCACUUUGAGUGCAAUUCUCAAAGCGAAGAUGAACUGGACGCUGACUGCAGCACAACAGCUGGUCAAGAGUUUAGCGAUGCUGAAGCUGAUGACGCUGAAAGCGAUCUGGAAACUCAAUCCGUAUUUCAAAAGCAACGCCAGCUAAAGGAGUACAAUUGUGAAUAUUGUGCGGGAAAGUACACAACUAUCAAAUACCUAAAUAUUCACCUCAAGAUGAGUCAUCCACAUCCCAAGGGCUUCAAGUGCAAUGAUUGUGAUGCCACAUUUGAUGUGGAUCGCGCCUUGGAGUCGCAUCGACGCAAGGUACAUACGGAAUUCACCUGUAAAUUGUGCGACAAGAUCUACAAAAGCUCACGGACACUAUUGCGACAUGUCCAGGGACACUCGGGAUUGCGACAGUUCAAAUGUGAUUACGAUAACUGUGGCAAAUCCUUUGUUAGCCAGCACAAUCUCACCUCGCAUCGACGUGUUCACAGCACGGAUCGGAAUUACGUAUGUGAAUUGUGUGGUUAUCGUUCACGAUAUAGGGAUGCAUUGAUUGUCCAUCGUCGCACACAUACGGGCGAGAAGCCUUUCAAGUGUGACACCUGUGCACGUUGCUUUGCCUCCAAAUCCCUGCUGAACGAGCAUCAGGCCAUGCACUCCACCGACCGACCAUACAAAUGUGAUAAAUGCGAGGCAACCUUCUCCCGUCCCAAGGCUCUCUAUCAUCACAAGCAUCUGCACCUGGGCAUCAAGAAGUUCAAGUGCAAGAUCUGCGGUAAUGCCUAUGCCCAGGCAGCGGGUCUAUCCGCCCAUAUGCGGAAUCACAAAUCUCAGGCGGUCAAUGGUAUCGCUGAGGGCGGAACUACGAGCACAACAAUGUGUCCUCCUUAUUAGCUAUCCAGUUGGAUACCCAAGGACCUGGCUACCUGUUCAUCAUUUCAUUUUAACAAAUGUAUUAAUGCAUCUUACCAGAAAUAAGAAUAUGCAAUUAUCAUAAGUUUUUCAACAAUUUUUUUUUAUUUUUAAAAAAUGUACUUUUUUUU
Molecule: messenger RNA, 1511 nt
Organism: Drosophila innubila
Lineage: Eukaryota; Metazoa; Arthropoda; Insecta; Diptera; Drosophilidae
Product: zinc finger protein 664
Exons: 2
Coding region: 37-1362 (441 amino acids)
Biological process (GO): regulation of transcription by RNA polymerase II
Molecular function (GO): RNA polymerase II cis-regulatory region sequence-specific DNA binding; DNA-binding transcription factor activity
Source: RefSeq, a predicted model, not a curated record